AUGCACUUCCAAUCGCGCGUAUCCACAACCACCGUGCACGAACUCCUCUUUGCCGACGACUGCGCCCUGAACACCACCUCGGAAGAGGAGAUGCAACGGAGCAUGGACCUGUUCUCCGCCGCCUGUGAGAAUUUCGGUCUGGUCAUUAACACGCAGAAGACGGUGGUGAUGCACCAACCGCCACCCAACUCGGCCACAGCCCCCAACGCGCCGCCGCAAAUCAGCGUGGAUGGGACCCAACUGCAUGUGGUGGAGAACUUCCCAUACCUGGGCAGUACUCUCUCCCGCAACACCAAGAUCGACGACGAAGUCGCCAACAGGAUCUCGAAAGCCAGUCAAGCCUUCGGUCGCCUCCAAAGCACAGUUUGGAAUCGCCACGGUCUUCAGCUGAGCACGAAGCUGAAGAUGUACAAGGCCGUCAUCCUGCCGACACUACUGUAUGGAGCGGAGACUUGGACGGUGUACGCAAAGCAGGCGCGUCGUCUGAACCACUUCCACCUCAGUUGUUUUCGUCGCAUCCUGAGGCUGAACUGGCAGGAUCGAAUCCCCGACACUGAUGUGCUGGAACGGACGGGAAUCCUCAGCAUCUACGCCAUACUGAGGCAAAUUCAGCUGCGCUGGAGCGGCCACCUGGUGCGCAUGGACGACGAGCGACUACCCAAACGACUCUUCUACGGAGACGUCGCGACGGGUUCUCGCCGUCAAGGAGGCCAGAUUCGCCGUUACAAGGAUACCCUGAAGUCCUCCCUGAAAUGCCUGCAAAUCAACCCGACCAACUGGGAGGAGCUCGCACUUGAUCGACCGACCUAG
Spirometra erinaceieuropaei is the source of this 810-nucleotide messenger RNA. NCBI's taxonomy places the organism in Eukaryota, Metazoa, Platyhelminthes, Cestoda, Diphyllobothriidea, Diphyllobothriidae. The record is from the annotation of a GenBank genome assembly.